Scheffersomyces amazonensis is the source of this 1326-nucleotide messenger RNA. Its product is annotated as multifunctional nuclease. Gene Ontology annotation, molecular function: 5'-flap endonuclease activity; DNA binding; 5'-3' exonuclease activity. Bases 135 to 1271 code for a protein of 378 amino acids. The transcript has 2 exons. The record is from RefSeq and is a predicted model, not a curated record. Gene Ontology annotation, cellular component: nucleus; cytoplasm. Lineage: Eukaryota; Fungi; Ascomycota; Pichiomycetes; Serinales; Debaryomycetaceae.
UAUCAUUAUAGUAUCAUUAUAGUAUCAUUAUUAUUUUGGUACGCGUAUACUGAAAAAAUUUCGGAGCCCUGACAUUUGCUUGUCCGAACUAGUUUAAUAAGAAUCUACAAUAACUCUACAACUACCAGUAUAUUAUGGGUGUUAAAGGUCUUAAUCAGCUCAUUAAAGAGCAUUCACCUCAUGCAUUUAAGGAAUUCCAAUUAAAGAAUCUAUUUGGUAGAAAAGUUGCCAUUGAUGCUUCUAUGUGUUUAUAUCAAUUCUUAAUUGCAGUUAGACAAUCAGAUGGUCAACAAUUAGUUAAUGAAGAUGGAGAAACUACAUCCCAUUUAUCAGGAAUGUUUUAUCGUACAAUUAGAUUAAUUGAAAAUAAUAUUAAACCAGUAUAUGUAUUUGAUGGUAAACCACCAGUUUUAAAAGGUGGAGAAUUAGAAAAGAGACUUUUAAAACGUGAAGCAGCUCAAAAACAAUUAGAUUUACUUAAAGAUGAAGGUACAGCAGCUGAUGUAUUAAAACAUGAAAAAAGAUUAGUAAGAGCAUCAAGAGAACAUAAUGAUGAAGCAAAAAAAUUAUUAACAUUAAUGGGUAUACCUUAUGUUGAAGCACCAUGUGAAGCUGAAGCUCAAUGUGCAGAAUUAGCAAGAGGUGGUAAAGUAUUUGCUGCAGCCUCGGAAGAUAUGGAUACUUUAUGUUAUGAACCACCAUAUUUAUUAAGACAUUUAACAUUUGCUGAAGCAAGAAAAAUGCCAAUUGAUCAAAUUACUUAUACUGAAGCAAUGGAAGGUUUAGAUUUAACUAAAGAACAAUUCAUUGAUUUAUGUAUUUUAUUAGGUUGUGAUUAUUGUGAAACUAUUAAAGGAGUUGGACCAGUUACUGCUUAUAAAUUAAUUAAACAACAUGGUUCAAUUGAUAAAAUUGUAGAAUUUAUUGAAGAAAAUCCUGAUAAAACAAAAUUUAAAGUACCUGAAAAUUGGCCAUAUAAGGAAGCAAGACAAUUGUUUUUAAAUCCAGAAGUUACUAAAGCAAGUGAUGUAUCAUUUAAAUGGAAAGAACCAGAUGUUGAUGGAUUAAUAGAAUUUAUGGUUAAACAAAAGGGAUUUAGUGAAGAUAGAAUUAGAUCAGGAGCUGGAAAAUUAAAGAAAGGUUUGAAAUCUGGAGUUCAAGGUAGAUUAGAUGGUUUCUUCUCAGUAGUUAAAUCACCACAAUCCAAUGAUAAAAAGAGAAAGGAUAAUUCAAAAGAUACCAAAUCUAAUAAAAAAUCAAAGAAGAGAUGAGUUAUGUAUGUACAAUAUUAUUAUUAUUAUUAUUAUUAUUAUUAUUAUUAUUAUU